GAUGUAUUACAAGGACAAGCUAUCUUCAAUGCCUACAUCAAGAAGGAGUCACAUCAUCAUUGGGUGCUGGUGACACCACACAAUACUGGCGCAAUCCUCAAGGCCAUCAAAGAUGGAUUUUGUUCAGAUCUGUGCAGUCAUGGUGUCAAGAGCAUCACCCAGGUCAUGUGCAUGUUGCUGACCUGGGAGGCCCUCAUGUUGCCUCUCAGAAGCAUCAUUGCACUCAGCAAGGAUCAGACCAAGAUCCUACUCACCUUCAAUCUGGAAAAGCACCAAUGCAAGUGGGUCAUCUCCAGUGACACUGCAGUGCAGUGCCUGCGCAAGCAGCUGUGUGAUGCUCUCAGCAAGAUCUCAGCUGCUGUCACACUCCCUGUCAUCAUCCCAAACACUUAA
Molecule: messenger RNA, 393 nt
Organism: Acanthamoeba castellanii str. Neff
Lineage: Eukaryota; Discosea; Longamoebia; Acanthamoebidae
Exons: 1
Source: RefSeq, a predicted model, not a curated record